AUGGGUAAUGAGAUGGGCAACAACAACGUUAUCGGUCAACAAGAGGAGAGUGCUAAGGAUUUCGACAAAACCAUGGCCAACGCAGAUUAUUCACAUGAGCUCAACAACAUAAAUAGUGAGAAAGAUACGGAGAAGGAUGGCACUAAGGAUGUAGAUAUGCUGGAGGUAUUAAAGGCCCCCUUCAUCUCUAGUAGUGGAGAUAAGAAAAUGGCUUCAGAUCAAACAAAAUUGUCCGCUGCAAAUGAAAGCUUAGAUGAGAAGAAUAGGGUCUCACCUCUGGAUCACACAUCAACAGAAGAUGAUGAUGGGAAUAAAAACUUACCUACAGAACAAGAUAAGGAGAAGGAUGGCACUAAGCAUGUAGAUAUGUCAGAGGUGUUAAAGGCCCCUGUCAUUUUUAAUGGUGGAGAUGAUCAAAUGGCUUCAGAUCAAAGAAAAAUCUCUGCUGCAAAUGAAGACAUCGAUGAGAAGAACAGGGGCUCACUUGAGGAUCAUACAUCAACACAGGAUGAUGAUGGAAACAGUAACUUACCUACAGAACAAGGUGAUGAAACACAGGAGGACAAUGGAACUGAAACAGCCACAAAUUCUGCAGAAACAGUUGCCCAUGUCGGCACCACAACUGAAGAUAUAACAAGCAACAAGGAUACUUCAUCAUCUGAUGAGCAAUUCAGACAACUUGAGCACGAAACUACAGAGAAAAAUGAAGAAAAUACCACUGCAAAUCCCGCCAUGUUGUUAGAGGAAAACAUUGAAGGUCUGCCAGAACACAAGGAGGAAUCUUGUACUCAAGAAGUUGCAGGGGCGAGUGAUAAUGUAGUUGGAGGAGAUACAGUUGAAAACCUAGAAGGACAAAACGGAGUGUCAACAGUGGUGGGUGAUAAUCUAGUUGGAGAGACUACAUCAUCAACUGAAUCAAUUAUCAGUGGUUAUCUUGAUGACGAGAGUAAGGAGGUUGUCGUCGACGAUGAGCCUAGAGAAAGAGAAAAUUCGUCAUAUGUAGGACCAGAAGGCGACACCAACCAAGAAACAUUCCAGAAUGAAGAGAAGCAAGAAAUCUGUGAGAUAGGCAAAAUCAAUACCUGUAAAACUAUAACAGAAGAUACUGUGGUUGAAAGUGCUGAAGUGCUAGAAGAAGACAAGAAGAUCCAAGGAUUGGAAAAUCAGGAGGAAGAAUUCCCCAAAUGUAGUAAAUAUGGUGCUCUUCAUAAUGUUGAAGCCGUUUCCCAAUUUCAGUCAGCUUUAGCACACCCCAGUGCAGCAAGUGGCAAAGAAUUUCAGAAACAUGAACUGAGUAUAGCAGAACGGAUGUCGGAUUCUGUAAGUGUAGCAAUGGAGCACAAUGUAAUUAAAACAGCAGAGAAAGAGCAAGGGGGAAUUGUUGAAAAGGAUGUUGCAGACAAGAAAGAAGAAGAUAAUUUUGAAGGGGAUCAGAAAUCUGAUGGUAUGUCAGAGGUGUUAAAGGACCCUGUCAUUUCUAACGGUGGAAAUGAUCAAAUGGCUUCAGAUCAAACAAAAACCUCUGUUGCAAAUGAAGACUUAGAUGAGAAGAACAGGGACUCACUUCAGGAUCAUACAUCAACACAAGAUGAUGAUGGAAAUAGUAACCUACCUACAGAACAAGGAGAUGAAUCACAAGAGGACAGUGGAACUGAAACAACCACAGAUGGUACAGAAAAAGUUGCCCCUGUCGGCACCACAACUGAAGACAUGACAAGUAGCAAUGAUACAUCACCAUCUGAUGAGCAAUUCAAACAAGUUGUACACAAAACGACGGAGACAAGUGAAGAAAGUACCAUACCAAAUCCCCUCACAUUGUUAGAGGGAAUUAUUGAAAGUGCGCCACAAGAUGGGGAGGAAUAUUGCAGUCAAGAAGCUGCAGUGGUGGAUGAUAAUCUAGUUGGAGAAGAUACAGUUGAAAGCCUAGAAGAAAGACAAGCUGGAGCGUCGGCAGUAGAGGAUCUAUGGACACCAUCGUCGGUACAAGGAGAGGCUACAUCAUCAACUGAAUCAAUUAUCACUGCUUAUCAUGAUGAUGACACCAACCAAGAAACAUCCAAGAAUGAAGAGAAGCAGGAAAUCUGUGAAAUGGCCAAAAGCAAUAGCUGCAAAACCAUAACAGUAGAUGCUGUGAUUGAAAAUGAUGAAGUGCUAGAAGAAGACAAGAUCCAAGGAUUAGAAAAUCAGCAGGAAGAAUUUCCCAAAUGUAGUGCAUAUGGUGCUCUCCACAUUGUUGAAGCUGUUUCCCAAUUUCAGUCAGCUUUAGCAGAUCCCAGUGCAACAAAUGGCAAAGAAUUUCAGAAACAUGAACUGAGUAUAGCAGAACAGAUGUCAGAUUCUGUAAAUGCAGCAAUGGAGCACAAUGUAAUUGAAACAGCAGAGAAAGAGCAAGGGGGAAUUGUUGACAAAGAUGUCGCAGACAAUAAUGAACCAGAUAAUUUUGAAGGGGAUAAGAAAUCUGAUGGUAUCCAAGACUCUGUCGGCCUUGUUAUGGUCCAUGGAGAAGAUUUUACAGGUUUAGACCCGCUAUUAUCUGGCCCUCUUCCUAUUUUGAAUAAAGAAAAGGUACAUGAAGAAGUCAUCAUAGAAGAAUUACCUGCACCAAUAACUGCAACAUCAUUUGCUCUUCAACCAGUAGAAGAUUUUGUCAAGAAAGAUAUUAAACCUGAUAGCUCAGACAGUAAUGAAGGAACCACCACCUCCACAUAUGAAGCAAAGACUAUAGAUACACAAGAAACCAUGAACAGCUCACAGUGUGAUCAGCCUCAACAGUUACUGCUUGAAGAACCUGAAGUUGUCAAGUUUGAAAACAGUGAGACUCUGAGCACCUGCAUGAAGCUGGUGGAAUGCAGUUCAGCGACAGAAUUGAUCUUCCCUAAUGUAUUCAACAAGGAGAGACAAGGCACAUCUGAUAAAGCCACAUGUUUUACUUCUGAAUCCAAUCAGGAGAAAGUCACAGGGACUGUAGGCUUUGCUGCUGAAUCGGAACAGAAGAAAGUUAUUGCAAAUGCUGAUGAUUCUAGUGAGGAAAAGUGUCUGCUUCAGAAACCAACUCUAGGGGCAGAUGUGGGUGAAGAGACUCCAUUACUUCUGAGUACAGAAAGCAUCAACUCUUCAAGUUAUUCUAGUGAACAGCACAGCAAAGUAGUCAAGGACAUCCCCAUGACCAACAUCACCCUGAUGCAAGCCAAAGAUGAAGCUGUGGAAGAAUCUGAGAAAAGUCCACUGUUGAGCCCUAGGGAGCCAUCAGAAGGAGCCUUCAGAGCGCCAAAUCACUCUGCAAGAAACAAUAAACCACUUCGUAGCUUAAUGACGGAGGACGGCAUUGGAACGUGGUCGCCAUUGAAGGAACAAGAACCGGUUCGAAAGAACAGCACCACGGUUAGUUCUCCUAGAAGCAAAGAAAAGCAGAAGCCAAAGUCAUCCCUUUUUGCCAUUUGCAUGUGCUGCACCACAGCUACGAACUGA
Triticum turgidum subsp. durum (durum wheat) is the source of this 3468-nucleotide messenger RNA. NCBI's taxonomy places the organism in Eukaryota, Viridiplantae, Streptophyta, Magnoliopsida, Poales, Poaceae. The record is from the annotation of a GenBank genome assembly.